AUGAUGAAACUACAAAUAUCCAACGAACAAGAUAGGAAAGAAGCACAGAAUAGGGAAAGGAAGAGGCAAUGCGAACUGGAAAGAAGAUCGAGGAUUUUUAAUGCUAGAAAUAGAAAAAUUGGUGUUGACCUGCCAUUCCUGGAGCGGCAGGUGGCUGAGAAACGUGCUGAGAGGGAAGAGCAGGAGCGAAAGAACCUAGCAUUCGCUCAGCAGAUGAUUAAAGACAGUAAUCUAGCUGUUGUGUUGGAAGCUCGAGAACAAGAGGAGCGACGUCGCAUCAAUGUAGAAAUAGACGAGUUUCGCCAAAAGUAUCAAAGGGCUGAAGACCGGCGAGAGUUUGACCUAAACAAUCCUGAUGUACUGAAGAUGCAGUUGCCACCAAGAGCAUCGGAUGGGGAACCGGUGGGCAUGUCCAGCGCACAGAAGUUCGAAGGUGAAGACUUGGAAUACGAGGAGCGCAAGAAGAUAAUGGCGGAGCAGAAGAACGCGUGGCUCGAGCAGCAGGUCCAGGAGAGGAAGGCCGCUGAGGAGGAGCGAAAGAAAGCGGAGGCGGCUUAUAUGAUGGCAAUCAAAGCAAGAGACGCCCGCGCCGGGGAAUUAGACAAAAUGGAGAGAGAGUGUCGAUACCGCCUUGGACAGGCUAAUCUCAGAUACAAUGAGGCCUUGGCAGCAGAGAAAAAGCAGUUGGAAAUAAUAAUGAAGGAGCAGGAAGAAGCCGACAACACAGCGGAAAUGUACAAUAACCUGACAUCAGACAUGCUCACUGAAAACCCUGAUGUGGCUAAGAGCGCGCUUGGCAAGAACAGAGCCAUCGGUUUCAUGUACAAAGGAAUGAAUCAAGAGGAAUUGAAGAAGUUUUACGCGGCACAAAAAGAGCAGAUGGCUGCGGCAAAGGCAAAACGUGAAGCGGAGGAAAAAAUGGAGGCAGAAUGGCAGGCGUUGGCGAAGUCUAUACAGCGUGAAGUCGCGCGCCAAGAUAUCGCAGACCAGAGAAAGAGAAGGGAAAUUGCUCGACAAUUAAUGGAAGAAAAUCAGCUCAUGGCGCUUCAACAGAAAGAAAAGGAGAAAUAUUACAAAGAAGUUGUCUACAACAACACACCGACGGACGAAUAUUAUUCUCAAUUUAAUACCACUACUAGAUAA
Zerene cesonia (dogface butterfly) is the source of this 1143-nucleotide messenger RNA. RefSeq names its product RIB43A-like with coiled-coils protein 2. The transcript is spliced from 9 exons. NCBI's taxonomy places the organism in Eukaryota, Metazoa, Arthropoda, Insecta, Lepidoptera, Pieridae. The record is from RefSeq and is a predicted model, not a curated record. Bases 1 to 1143 code for a protein of 380 amino acids.